CAUUAACACCGCCCGUCCCACCGACCGAUAGACAGUACUGCCGCUGAACACAACACAUUUUACUUUCGCUUUGGCUCGUGGCGCAGUUUUAUUUCGACAAGAUUACUAUAAGUUUUCCAAACAGAGACCAAGAGAAGGAGAAAAGAUGAAGACAUUUGUUGGCGUCGUCCUUGUCGCGCUGCUCUGCAUCUCCAUGUCAACAGCUAAAGACCAUCCACCCAUUGUGAAGGUGUACAGCCGUGAACCAGGAAUGUUUGGGAAACCCAACACCUUAAUCUGCCAUGUCAGCGGCUUCCACCCACCACAAAUCACCAUCGAGCUGCUGAAAGAUGGAAGGGUGAUUCCUGAAGCUGAGCAGACUGACCUGGCCUUUGAAGAAACCUGGUUCUACCACCUAACCAAGCAUGUGGCCUUCACCCCAAGCAAAGGAGUGGAGUACUCCUGCAGAGUCACUCACAUGGAAAAGCCCCAGAGGUUCACUUGGGAGCCUGAUAUGUAAAUGCCUUGCUCCGCCCUGCUCCUGCUGCAGGUCUGCUGAGACAGAGGAAGAUGAAGAAGAUUGGAACAAUUUGUCGAUAAUCUGGGUUUUAUUGUGAAAAUUUGAGCAUCAGCAAGUGAGAGAGAAAAAAUGUCCCUAAAGUCAGCUGUGUGUUUUCUCUAUCAGAAACACCACAUAUCAUUCAAGCUUAAAGAAGCCACCGUUGAGCUGCACUCCACUCAGCCAGAGUCACUUUUGAGCCAGGAUCAUUUCUCUUUUCAUUUCCCACAGUUUAUACAUCGUUUACACUAAUCAAUCUUUAACGCAAAACUCGCUGAGUGACUCUCCUUUCAUUGGUAAUCAAACAGAGGAAUGAAUAUGCUUUGCCAUUUUUAGGGUGUAGUGCUGGCUGGUAUUUAUUUCUUUUCUAUUUUCCUUUUUCCUGUUGUGUCCCACACGGUUUGUGUACAUUACAGUAGUAAUUACUUUAAAGCUUUAAAUUAUAAAAAUAAAAAAGCUGAUUAAAUGAAAGACAAUAAAACACUUAAAAUACAUUUAGAACUUAUAUGUGUAUACACAGGCAUCUAUGUUAAUAAUUCCAUAAUAAUAAAUGUAAAACGACCAUGUAGUAGCUAUUAUCUACAACUUUGGCGAAUGGAAAACCCAAGAAAAGAUCGGUUGAGUGGAGUGCUUGAGCAAGUGAACUGUGGUAUUAGCGUGCAGCCACAAAAAAUAUAUUUAACGCAUGAAAUAAAGGUGGAGGUCUCCGUGAGACACACAUCUCACACCCUCAGUGGGGAUUGCCACAUUGAAAGUAAUGUAAUCCUAUUUGACCCGUGAGACGCAUGAGGAACAGAAUGUGAAUGAACAAACAACCUCAAUUCCCAAAAAGUUUGGACAUCGUGUAAAGCAUAAAUAAAACGAAAAAUUGUCAGACUGUCCAUGAACAGUUUUCACAAUGUGUGACAAAAAAAUAGCAAAUUAUUGCAUCUGUUUUAUUUAAGUUUCAGACAAUGUCCGAACUUUUAAGUCGCCUUAAAAGAUGUAUUUUUGGCAUCUGCUAUCAGACAUAAGGCCUUACGGCUCAAUGUUUGAUCCUGGACAGGAAGUGCCCAAUCAGCUGUAAGCCCCCCAAAUAGUAAAAAAAAAAAAAAAUCAAUCAUUUAAUUCAAAAUUUCAAAAUUUUGAUUUCAUUGGAUGACUAAUGAUACACUGAUGAUUAGAGAUGUAAAUAUUUGCAUUUCUGUGUUUGAUGGCUAAAACCCCAUUUUAACUCUUCAGGUAAUUUGUUAAUGUAAAUUAUAUUGUUCUAUUAUUUUGUGCACUUUGCUUGUUAUGCAGAAUGAAUCAAGCUUUUUAUAUUGUUAACAUACAUCAUGUGUAAAUCUCAAUUUGAAGUAUUGACAUCAGAGAUCUGUCAUUUUAUUUUAUAAAAUAUGGUUGGGUAAUAAAAGUGUUGACGUGU
Messenger RNA from Centropristis striata (black sea bass), 1943 nucleotides. RefSeq names its product beta-2-microglobulin-like. Gene Ontology annotation, molecular function: MHC class II protein complex binding. The transcript is spliced from 4 exons. The record is from RefSeq and is a predicted model, not a curated record. Gene Ontology annotation, biological process: peptide antigen assembly with MHC class II protein complex; antigen processing and presentation of exogenous peptide antigen via MHC class II; immunoglobulin production involved in immunoglobulin-mediated immune response. Lineage: Eukaryota; Metazoa; Chordata; Actinopteri; Perciformes; Serranidae. Gene Ontology annotation, cellular component: MHC class II protein complex. The coding region runs from base 146 to 499 and encodes 117 amino acids.